Messenger RNA from Mesoplodon densirostris (Blainville's beaked whale), 792 nucleotides. RefSeq names its product lysosomal protein transmembrane 5 (gene LAPTM5). Gene Ontology annotation, cellular component: lysosomal membrane. Bases 1 to 792 code for a protein of 263 amino acids. The record is from RefSeq and is a predicted model, not a curated record. The transcript is spliced from 8 exons. NCBI's taxonomy places the organism in Eukaryota, Metazoa, Chordata, Mammalia, Artiodactyla, Ziphiidae.
AUGGCCCCCCGCGCGGCCGCCAUCCGCCAGACCUGCUGCUGCUUCAACGUUCGCAUCGCCACCACUGCCCUGGCUAUCUACCAUGUGAUCAUGAGUGUAUUGCUGUUCAUUGAGCACUCAGUGGAGGUGGCCCACGGCAAGGCCUCCUGCAGGUUCUCGAAGACAGGCUACCUCAGGAUCGCGGAAUUGAUCUCCAGCUUCCUGCUCAUCACCAUGCUUUUUAACAUCAGCCUGAGCCUGCUGAUCGGCGUGGUCAAGAACCGGGAGAAAUACCUGCUGCCUUUCCUGUCCCUGCAAAUCAUGGACUUCCUCCUGUGCCUGCUCACCCUGCUGGGCUCUUACAUCGAGCUGCCUGCCUACAAGUUCGUCUCCCGGAGCAGCAGCUGGGUGGGCCCCUCCAAGGUCCCACUGAUGACCCUGCAGCUCUUGGAUUUCUGCCUGAGCAUCCUGACUCUCUGCAGCUCCUACAUGGAAGUGCCCACCUAUCUCAACUUCAAGUCCAUGAACCACAUGAAUUACCUCCCCAGCCAGGAAGGUAUGGCUCACAGCCAGUUCAUCAAGAUGAUGGUCAUCUUCUCCAUCGCCUUCAUCACUGUCCUCAUCCUGAAGGUCUACAUGUUCAAGUGUGUGUGGAGAUGCUACAGAUUCAUGAAGUACAUGAACUCGGCCGAGGAGAGGAGCAGCUCCAAGAUGCUGCAGAAGGUGGUCCUGCCAUCCUAUGAGGAAGUCGUGUCUCUGCCAUACAAGAUUCCGGAGGGGGGCCCAGCACCACCCCCAUACUCAGAGGCGUGA